GCUUCGUUAUGGUUUGAUCGAAUGUUAAACGUAGAAAUUGCAUCUAUACUGCUUUGUGUAAUACUGAAAAUUUAUAUUUAAAUUUUCUUAAUGAGUUAGACGACGAAUUCGUCGAGUUGUGUAUUUAUAUACAUUUAUGCGCGCAUUGUCAUCUGUCGAGCGGCCGGGAGACGUUGUUUAACUUAUAUGUCUCAAUCUCGAAAGCUAAAAAGGGACAAGAUAACGAAGUGACCGAUGGUUAAUUUUUAAGCACAGCAAAGAAUUUAAUUAUUAGUUCACCCUCGCGAGUCCGUAAAAAAGCAUUAGUUCCAACAGCAUCAGCGGACCAGUUGUAUCUACUUAAUUUUGUCCAAAAAAACGCAAUUAUUUGUGUUAUAACGUUGAGAAAUUUUUUUGUAUUGAAACAUUAUGGGAGAUAUUAAAAAACCCACGGGGCUCGAUUGGAUCCAGCUGGAUAUAGAUAUGGGUAUGCUUCACCCACCAGAAUCAAAUUUUGAAAGAAUCAAGCGCAAAUGUUUGAACAAUCCUUUGGUGCCAAUUGGUGCAUCAGUGACAGUGGGUGCUCUGUCUUAUGGAAUCUUUAGCAUGUACCGAGGAUCAAAAGAAACACAGCAACGCAUGAUGCGUCUCCGCGUUGCUGCUCAAUUGUUUACUGUUAUCGUAGCCGUUGGAGGUAUAUUUUUAUCAUUACCAAAAGACAAAAGAAACUUUCAAGACUUUAUAAGAAGUGGAGAGCCUGAGUCAAAGAUGACAAAAUAAUUGCUAAAUCAGAUUUUAUUACAUGAAUCUAAGGGUGGUUAAUUUUGUUUUAAAAUACUCUUAAAGUUGUGUUUAUUCGUGUGCAAUAAUUAAAUUACACAUAUUUAAAUCAGUUUUAUAAAUGUAUCCAUCAUUUCAAAAUAGCAUUAAAAGAUAGUUUUAUUAAACAUAAUUGGUUACUACUCGAUUAUCUUAUCGACUAUUAGUUAUUUGUACCACAACAAUAACCCUUUGUGACUUGUCAUUAUAGGUAGGUACCUCUAAACCCUCGCUAAUGUAAAAUUUUCCGCUGGCUUUUUAUGUUCUUAAGUAGCGUACUUUAUAUUUUACGAUUCUGAUUAAAAGGAUUCAAAAUUAUAAUCUAAAAAAAUGUAAUGUUCAUAAUAAAUAAGAAAUAAACUAUAUUUUCAAAACAUAGUUUA
Copidosoma floridanum is the source of this 1181-nucleotide messenger RNA. Its product is annotated as HIG1 domain family member 2A, mitochondrial. Gene Ontology annotation, biological process: mitochondrial respirasome assembly. The record is from RefSeq and is a predicted model, not a curated record. Lineage: Eukaryota; Metazoa; Arthropoda; Insecta; Hymenoptera; Encyrtidae. Gene Ontology annotation, cellular component: mitochondrion.